GCCCAGACUGCGCUUAGCUGUGAAUGGACCAAUCUAGAAAACUCAAGAACCCAUCUUUCUCCUCCCAUUUGCAGACCAGUUUUACACUCUGUGGCUCCAGGACAUGACUUCCAACUCACGCCAGCCUGAAUGAGGGUGAUGCGGGGCAUCGUUUGUAGCGGGACGGUACUUUUUAUAGCCCGCUGAGCCUUUGCGGGUAACGGUUCUUCUAAGGUAGACACCGUUCUAACAUUAGCGCUAAAUGAGCAGUGUGGUUAUACUACCAGCCUUUAAUUGCUAUAAGCGUAACAAACCAGUUCGAUUUGUCAUUCAGCUGUUGUCGACAGGAAACCACUAACAGCAGUCAACUGACAACGCCAAGAAAAAUUAGGGUUUCUCUUUCAACGUGUUCUAAGGAUUAAAACUUAUCAAGGUGAGCUGAUGUUCUUAAGUACGCAUCCUGCAAGGGAUUUUUUAACUCUGGUGGACAACUAGGAUCGACUGGGAUAUGAUUUAAUCUGAACAAAGGAAUCACCAGGAUGGGGUUGCUCGGAAGCAAAAAUCAGCUGACAUCCAAUGAGAAACACACUUCUGGAAGCAACCCAAAAACCAAGAGUAAAACUCCUCCCGCCCCACCCAAGGGCAGACAAUUUAUCAACUUCCCUCAUCUAAACCAAGCCUCUGUACAAGAUAACUUGGUUGUGAUUGCACUGUACGAUUUUCCUGCCGCAAGUGACCGUGAUCUGCAGCUGGUCAAGGGGGAGAAACUCCAAGUUCUCUCCAACGAGGGUGACUGGUGGCUGGCAAAAUCCCUCAGCAGCGGGAGGAAAGGCUACAUCCCCAGUAACUUCGUUGCACAAGUAGACAGUUUGGAAGAGGAAAAGUGGUAUUUUAAAACUCUGAGCAGAAAAGAUGCUGAACGGCUGCUGUUGUCUUCUGGUAACAAAGUCGGCUCUUUCCUUGUCCGAGAGAGUGAAACCAGCAAAGGUGCCUAUUCCUUGUCCGUGAGAGACAGCGACUCUGCUCAUGGGGACAUCAUCAAACACUACAGGAUCCGCUCCUUAGACGGCGGGGGGUGUUACAUCUCCCCCAGGAUGACUUUCUCCAGCCUGCCAGAGCUAAUCCAUCAUUACAGCCAGAAAGGAGAUGGCCUGUGCCAGCGACUCACAGCUCCCUGCAUAUCCCUGGCUCCCCAGAGACCCUGGGCACAGGACGAAUGGGAGAUCCCACGGGAGUCUCUGAAGCUCGUGAAGAAACUUGGCAGUGGGCAGUUUGGGGAAGUGUGGAUGGGCUACUACAAGAACAACAUCAAGGUGGCUGUGAAGACCAUGAAGGAGGGCAGCAUGGAUCCUGAUGCCUUCUUGGCAGAAGCAAACUUGAUGAAGAGGCUCCAGCAUAACAAACUCGUCCGGCUAUAUGCAGUAGUCACGAAGCAGCCGAUCUACAUUGUGACAGAGUACAUGGCCAACGGGUGUUUGCUGGAUUACUUGAAGACAGAAGAAGGAAGCCAACUGAAUCUCCCAAAACUCAUUGAUAUGUCAGCUCAGGUGGCAGAGGGAAUGGCGUACAUCGAGCGCAUGAACUCCAUCCACCGUGACUUGAGAGCUGCCAACAUCCUCGUCUCGGAGACGCUCUGCUGCAAAAUUGCUGAUUUUGGCCUGGCCAGGAUCAUCGAGAACGAAUACUUGGCACAAGAAGGUGCCAAAUUCCCGAUCAAAUGGACGGCACCGGAGGCUAUUAACUUUGGAGUUUUCACCAUCAAAUCUGACGUGUGGUCUUUCGGGAUCCUCCUGACAGAAAUCAUAACCUACGGCAGGAUCCCUUAUCCAGGGAUGACCAACCCCGAGGUGAUUCGCAACCUGGAGCGGGGCUACCGCAUGCCCUGUCCGGACAUGUGCCCCGGCGAACUCUACAAUAUCAUCCUGAAAUGUUGGCGAAACAAGCCUGAGGAGCGCCCGACCUUCGAGUACCUGCAGUCAGUCCUUGAGGACUUUUACACCGCCACGGAGAAGCAGUACGAGCCGGAGCCUCAGCAGUAAGCCACCGUCCCACCAGCACCUGGGGAUAGAUCUGGAGGAAAGCCACCACCCGGCGAUGGCCUUUCCCUUUCUCCUGUGUGCCACCACGAUGCAUCUGGAGACGGGGAACAAGGAGGGACACGAGGGAGGUGGAUCCUGCCAGCUCCGUGGAUGUCAUGGAGACUAAAGCGGUGGCUGAGAGCUGGCACAGCUCCUUCCUCAUCCGCCUUGGAGGUCUGUACCCACUUUGCAGACACUGCCUCUGCCAUGAAGGACAGCAAGCUCCUUCGUGACCCACCUGGACACAUGAAAGUCCCUCAGCCCUGCAACUGCAGCCCUGGGAAGAAGGCCACGGCCAGGGUGGUGGUACGGGGGGGUGCACAAUCUCUCCCCUCCUUCUGAUGGCACUGCCAGCAAUACUACAACCCCCUUCACGCCACGGGCAGGGGUGGCAACGUGUCCUAUCUGCACCUCCUUGAGCCACACCAGGUCCCCAAGCUCUGGAGCAAUCUCUCCAGGUGGUGCCACCCCUCUGCCCCGAGUCAAUAAUA
Molecule: messenger RNA, 2548 nt
Organism: Harpia harpyja (harpy eagle)
Lineage: Eukaryota; Metazoa; Chordata; Aves; Accipitriformes; Accipitridae
Gene: BLK
Product: BLK proto-oncogene, Src family tyrosine kinase
Exons: 13
Coding region: 519-2018 (499 amino acids)
Biological process (GO): protein phosphorylation; innate immune response; cell surface receptor protein tyrosine kinase signaling pathway
Cellular component (GO): extrinsic component of cytoplasmic side of plasma membrane
Molecular function (GO): non-membrane spanning protein tyrosine kinase activity; signaling receptor binding; ATP binding
Source: RefSeq, a predicted model, not a curated record